Messenger RNA from Taeniopygia guttata (zebra finch), 3653 nucleotides. Its product is annotated as histamine H3 receptor. Gene Ontology annotation, cellular component: plasma membrane; synapse; dendrite. Gene Ontology annotation, biological process: chemical synaptic transmission; adenylate cyclase-inhibiting G protein-coupled acetylcholine receptor signaling pathway; G protein-coupled receptor signaling pathway, coupled to cyclic nucleotide second messenger. The record is from RefSeq and is a predicted model, not a curated record. Gene Ontology annotation, molecular function: G protein-coupled acetylcholine receptor activity; histamine receptor activity; G protein-coupled serotonin receptor activity. Lineage: Eukaryota; Metazoa; Chordata; Aves; Passeriformes; Estrildidae.
GCACAGGAAGCUCUAGUACCUCCUCUAUGCUUCCCAGGCUGCAGCUGUGCUCACACACCUAAGGCAGCUGUGUCUUAUUGCCACAUUUUGCCAUUCCUGAGGUCUCUUCUGUUUCCGUCACCCUACACCUUUUGCUUUAAUGACUCUUUACAACAUAAUUCCCUUUGUUCCUCAAUAAGGUAGCAGAGAAAUGCAUCUUUCUGUCCCCACAUCUUGCCCACCCUCUCUUUCCUCGUUUCUUGCCCUACAUCUUCCCAAGUACCUGGCAUUUUGGCUGCAGUUUGAAAUGCUGGUCCCUCGGUGUGCCAUGGUGCUGCAGUCAGUGAGUGUCAGCCACAGCCAUGUGUCUGUGCAAAUCCCACCAAAAUAAAUGGAGUUGUGAUGAGGAAGUGAUAUCUUUUAUCACUCCUGAAAAGGCUGAAAGGCUUGGUACUUCAUGGAGUAAAAUUUUAUCUAGGAUUACUUGUGAGGUGCAGGAUUAGGUGGGCCACAAAGUCCAAGUAUUUGGUAUGUUCUGCCCAGAGCUUCUGUUUAGGGUGAGCUGAAGAGGUAUUGGUGAUGCUUCUGCAGCAUGGAACUGUAUUACAAAUGCUCUGUAACCAGCAACACUAAGAAAUAUCUCUCUGUUAUUAAGUUUAAAAUUUAAAAAGUGUUAUAGCAGCAAGUGGAAAAGUGUCUACAUUUUAAUGUAAGUGAAAUAGAACUGUAAUAAUUUUAAUCCUGUUCACCACUGUGGAGGUGAAAAUGAAGUGUGGCUUUAGCUUCGGCACAAUUUGAUGUGCAAAACCACUUACACAUUGCUAAUAUGCAAACUGCUUGACUUCAAAAAUAGUUAUCUUCAGACAAGCCUUUUUAACAUUAGUAGAUAAGGGUUCAUGUCCAGGAAAGACAUUGAUUAUGAGGUGUCUUUUCUAAGGCCAAUAGGUGCAUUCAGAUCAAGACGUGUCAGAGAGCCCAGGUCUUAAAGUCUUGCUUUCCAUUUUUUUUCACAUUGUGAAUAUUUUCUUUUAUUGUUUCAGUAUUCGGCCUAGCCUGUUAAAAGACUUGUCUCAACCUUUUGGAUAACUUUACCUGAUACAACUUCCUUCCCAGACUGACCUGGACAGCCACCAUGCACAACUGCACUGCUGAAAUUCCGCACGCGGCUGCGACAUGUAACGAGACUUGGCCCACCCAGCCUCCGAGCACCGAGUUCUCCCAGGGUGUGUUGGUGCUGCUGGCUUUCCUCAUGGUGCUGCUGUGUCUGGUGACCAUCCUUGGAAACAUGCUGGUGAUCCUUGCUUUCAUGAUGGACAGAAACCUCAGGCAUCGGAGUAACUAUUUCUUUCUGAAUCUUGCUGUUUCUGACUUUGCAGUGGGUGUGCUCUGCAUGCCCCUCUAUAUCCCUUACAGCCUGACAAGAAAAUGGCACUUGGGAAGAGGCAUCUGCAAGCUUUGGCUGGUUAUGGACUAUUUCUUCUGCACAGCUUCAGUAUCUAACAUUGCUCUUAUCAGCUAUGACUGUUUCCUGCCAGUUACUAAAGCUGUAUCUAACAGAGCCCAGCAGGGAAUAACAUCCAACCCUGCCAUCAAGAUGGUGGCCAUCUGGCUCUUUGCCUUCCUCUUGUACUGCCCAGCUAUCCUAUUUUGGGAGCACAUGGCUGGACGCAGCGUGGUAGUGGUGGAUCAGUGCUACACUGAGUUCUUGAACAACUGGUACUUCCUCCUGUGUGCUUCUACCCUGGAGUUCUUUGUGCCCCUGCUCUUGGUGACCUACUUCAACGUUCACAUCUUCCACAACAUCCAGAGGCGCCAGCGGCGUGGCAGCGUGCAGGACUGCGAGCCUCCGAGGAGCAGCAGCCUGUCCUGGAGGUUUUGUGGCUUGCUGAGGCCAGGGGCAUCAUCUCCUUCAUCAGAAACAGACGACAGUGUUUCUUCUUCCAUGAGACCAAAAAAAGAGUCUUUGGGAACUGACUGCUCAUCUCCAUCCAGAGACAAUACUGUAACCCCAGAAAAUGACUUUUAUGUUUCUUUCUGUGCAAAGACCAGAUCAAAACUGCAGCGGGACAAGAGAAUAGCGAAGUCCCUUGCCAUAAUUGUCUGUGUGUUUGCCAUUUGCUGGGCCCCAUACUCUUUAUUAAUUAUUAUCCAUGGGCCCUUUCAGGGACCUUGUGUCCGUAACUUCCUGUAUGAAGCAAACUUUUGGCUUUUAUGGAUCAAUUCUUCUGUGAACCCAUUUCUUUAUGCUCUCUGUCAUGUUAAAUUUUGAAUGGCUUUUCUGAAAAUAAUGUGUCACAAAAAGUUUGCAACAUAUCAGGUUCUUUUUAGAAGGAAGAAGAAAAACAAGGUCCAAGAGGAGUUGGAUGAGGGAUGUAAGUAGCCACUGUAUGAAAUUAGAUUUAGUAUUUUCCAGGAGAUUAAACUAGUUGGAAAAUCUAAAUAAGGCUUCUGUGAAAUGUCCUCCUGCAAACAAAUGUGCAUGAACAGGGUUUGUGUACUUUUCCCAGCUAUUUGAAUUGGUCAGUUAAAGGCUAUUGCCUCUGUCUGACUUUUCCUAGUAGUCUAUCCACAUUACCUUGAUUCUGAUUGCUGAAAAUGUUGUCUUCAAUUGCAGUAUCGCUUACAUUUGUGUUCACAGGUGAUACUAGUUAAAAAUACAAUAAGGUUGUAUAUUACCCAUAGGGUCAAUAGUAUACUAAAGUUGCUAUCUUCUCUGUUCUAUUUCUUUUGAACAAUUUGCAUUCAGAACCUGAUUUUUGCCCAUAUGAAACAUCCAAUGAAGUUACGAUUUUUUUUUUGCUAGGCACAUAGCAGGAUUACUUCUUUCACUAAAGGUUUUUGGCCGUCAGAAGCAAAUAGGAACUACUUUAAAAAACUUGGAUGUAUGUGUCCUCUGCAGAAGGGCAACACUCACUGAUGCAGAAGUAGAGAAUUCAGGUGUGAAAAGCAUUUCUGUGGAUGUCCAACUAUUCUGCAAGAAAACAGCCUUCUUCAGAUGUGGUUUUUAGAGAUCAUAGAAAGGGAAGUAUUUGUUCUUACUCCUUGGGAGGGAAAAUCCAAUUCUGUUUCUGUUACAAGCCCUCAGCUGGAGGUUGUGAUAAAUGGGUAUAUUUCUUACACACUGUGUAAGGCCGUGUUUGUUUUUCUGCAUGAGACAAGAAAAUGGCUGGCCUGGAUGGCCACCUGUAGUAUGUGUGAUGAGAACUGAGAGAGUUUGGAGGUGAUCUUCAUUCAAUACACACUUUCCAUACUGUUUCCAUACAUUUACUUGCAUGGCUCUGGCAUACCAGGUAUUUACUUCCUUACUAAAUAAACAGGUGUAACUUUAAAAUGUAAAUACUUUCUUUUCAUCUCAUGGUCAGUAAAUAUAAGGCUAGGAAAUAAAUGGAAGAAUGAAAACUAAAGAAAUGUGAGAGGUAUUUGGUGUCCAUUUUAUCUUCUGGGGCCUUUUUUGGUGUAUAUUCAUAUAGUAUAUUAGUAUAUUUUACUUUAUAGUCUUCUGAAUGUUGUUCUAGGCUGAACUACCAUUUAAUCACAGUUACAUGUUUUGCUAUACUAUGUGAUAAUUUGUAUUCUUCUACUUAUACAAAUUACAUGUGUAUUCAGCAAUGUAAGAGGUAUUGUCUCUCACAUAUGAGGUAAAAACUCUAAUAUUCAAUACAAACUACUUUAAA